Python bivittatus (Burmese python) is the source of this 832-nucleotide messenger RNA. The record is from RefSeq and is a predicted model, not a curated record. Lineage: Eukaryota; Metazoa; Chordata; Lepidosauria; Squamata; Pythonidae.
CGUGCCCCUGUCACCCGGACGCGUGCAAGGAGUUGAGAUGAGUCUGGGAGCCGUGCCAGCGUGGAGCCCGUUGGGGUCUGAGCCAUCAGGAGCUGCUGGGGCAGAGGAGCCUCUUCAGUGUCACCUUCCUUCGGCCGGCAAGAGCCCUCUCUGGGUGCCGGGGGAGGGGGUUGCCUACAGCUGCAAAGCAGGACACCCCAAAGAAACCAGGGUGGUGCUCGCAAACGGGAAUAUUGGGCAGGUCAGAAGUUUUCCUUCAGCCAAAAGGUAGGCUGUGCAGGAAACUGCCUGAACCCGGGGGCCACGCAGGGAAAGGGGACCGAGGAGUGUGUCUGACGUCCACGAUGCCACACCUGAUCCUUUCCUUCUCUCCUGCCCCCCCCCCUGCAAAUGCAGGUGUACGAGGACCUGAGGUACAAGUUGUCCUUGGAGUUCCCCAGUGGGUACCCCUACAACGCCCCCAGCGUCAAAUUCCUCACCCCCUGCUACCACCCUAACGUGGACCUGCAGGGGAACAUCUGCUUGGACAUCCUCAAAGACAAGUGGUCGGCUCUGUAUGAUGUCCGAACCAUCCUGCUCUCCAUCCAGAGUCUGCUGGGAGAGCCAAACGUUGAGAGCCCUUUGAACACAGAGGCUGCCGAGCUCUGGAAGAACCAAGCGGCCUACAGAAAAUACCUCCGUGAGUCCUACGCAAGACACACGAAGAGCCAGGAUACUUGAUGCCCUCCCGGGGGCGGGGAGUACGUCUUCUCCCUUUUCUGUUUUAUCCUUGUAUUUCCUGUACGUCAACCCCUGUUGUAUUAUAGAUUGUUUUAAAGUUUAUUUGGCUUUU